AUGUCGUCAACCUGGAAGACCAUUGGUCUUUAUGAACUCGGAAUGGGAAGGAUCCACGAAAUCAACGGGAAUGGCCUCCAAGGAUUCGACAGCGUUGAACUAGACAACUUCACAAUGGAGGGCCAAGCGAUCACCGCCUAUGCCUCACCCGGUUUCUGGAUCGGUCAGAUGGGACUAUCGUCGUUGCCACUGAACUUCUCGGAGACAAUCGGCUCGCCAUCUUUGAUCUCAGCUCUCAAAGAUGAGGGCCAUAUACCCAGUCUAGCGUAUGGAUAUCAAGCUGGUGCCUCGUAUCGCAAAACCAGAAUACCCGCCAGUCUCGUUCUCGGAGGAUACGACCUGUCGCGCUCGUCAGAACCCUUGACGGUCGACAUCAAUUCCGAUCUGUCCAGAGCUCUUACAAUCGGACUCCAGGAUAUCAUAGUGACCGAUUCGCUGAACGGAACACUUUCGAUGGUUGAUAACGAACGGAUACUAGCCCCGAUCGAUUCGUCCAUUCCAGACAUGUGGCUUCCUAAAUCUGUUUGCGACCGCUUCGAAUCUGCAUUUGGCCUGGAGUAUCAUGAAAGAUCUGGGAGGUAUGUCCUCACAGAUUCGGCCAGGGAUCGACUUCGGGAACUCAAUCCCACCUUAGCGUUCACCGUCGGUACCAACGCCGUCACGGGUGGCAACACUACCAUAGUCCAAUUUCCAUACGCGGCAUUCGACUUGCAGGCAGGGUAUCCAAUAUUUGCGAAUGCGACGAACUAUUUUCCGAUUCGAAGAGCUGAUAACGAAAGCCAGUAUGCUAUCGGCAGGGCGUUCCUACAAGAAGCCUACAUCGGCGUUGACUUCGAGGCUGGCACAUUCAAUGUCAGCGCAGCAAAAUGGGACGACGUAAAGCCUGAGAUUGUAACGAUCUCAGGUAAGAAUAGUGAUACCGGAGCGGCUAAGGAGCCAGGCCUCUCGGGUGUUGGCAAGUAUGGCUUUCCACGAGCUCCCCGCUAA
Molecule: messenger RNA, 987 nt
Organism: Alternaria arbusti
Lineage: Eukaryota; Fungi; Ascomycota; Dothideomycetes; Pleosporales; Pleosporaceae
Exons: 2
Coding region: 1-987 (328 amino acids)
Source: RefSeq, a predicted model, not a curated record